AUGCCGAACGCUAUCACGAGCCAAUAAGAUGCGGCAACCUGACAGUUUAUACGCCUACCUGGUGUGCUUCUGUGGCGUUCUCUGCAAUUUGAUUAUGUUUGGCUGUUCCUACUCAUUUGGUCUUCUUUUUCCAUUACUUUUGGAAGAGUUUAAAGAGGGAAAAGCUAAAACAACCUGGGUAGGUUCUCUGGCAUACGGAUCCACAGGCAUCUUCGGCCCUUUAGUGGGGCUUCUCUGUGAUCGGUUCAACCCUCGUGUAAUUGCGUUUUUUGGCGGCGUCAUCUCCACCGUUGCGCUCGUAGUGACGUCACGAGCACCAAACCUGACUUUAAUGUACUUUUCCUACGGGAUCCUUUAUGGGUUUGGAUCAUCGUGUGUGUUCUUUGUUGUUUUGAUCAUCUUACAAAGGUACUUUAUAAAGAGGCGCUCGUUUGUAACGGGACUUGCUGUGACUGGACCCGGUGGAGGAUUGCUUAUUAUGAGCCCUGUCAUUCAGGCCCUCUUGAAUAACACUUCAUGGAGAAUGACCUUCAUGUUCAUGGCAGCAAUCGUGUUUUUGACUUGCAUUUUGUCGUGUUCUUUUGACCCAAACGUCGCCACCAGAAGUGAACCCGAAGAGACUCAGAGAAAUAGCGAGCGAGAGUUACAGAGAAGUUCAUGUUUAAAUGUUUCAUAUUUGAGAAAUAAGGAGUACCUGGUGUACUUAGUGGCAAGUAGCACCGUAUUCCUUGGUAUUGCCAUUCCAAUAGUUCAUUUGGGUCGUUACUGCCAAGAGCACGGAAUUGAUCGAAAUAAAGUGGCGCAAAUGUUUUUCUUUAACGGACUAGCAUCGACCAUCUUUAGAGCCAUCACUGGUCGCCUGUGUGAAUUUGGGAGGAAUGUUCCGAUCUGGAUCAUGAGGUUUACAGUUCUUGUCUCCGGGACUUUGGUGAUCUUAAUGACAUUAUCGUCCACAUUUUAUCCGCUUCUAGCAUGUUUUGUUGUAUAUGGGAUGAUGGACGGUGCUAUUGCUUCAUCGAUGAAUAUUCUAGUUUUGUCCACAUUAUCCACGAAACAGAAGUCUCAGGGAAUUGGUUUUUUUCAUUUAUGUGUGGCAGUUACACUGGUGGCCGGUCCCCCUUUGGGAGGAUUCAUCGCUGAUUUGCGUGGAUCGUACAUCCCUGCCUUUUACACAGCAGGAUCGCUUCAAAUUUUUGCAGUUGGGAUUCUCUUCUUAUCUCACUGUGGCAAGAACGGUUAUUUUCAGACAACACAGAUUGUAGUGCGAAGGACAAAAAUCUAUUCGCUAUCAAGCAGCCAAGCGUUUAUGGAGGGACCAGAGGGUGAUAGUUUUCUGCUGACAAAGGAGGUCAUCAAGGAACAGAGAAGAGGAUGCAAUGAUUUCAAGCGGAUUUCGCGAUAUUUGGGGGAAUGUAAACAGCCUGACAGCCCGUAUGCUUAUUUUGUAUGUUUCUGUGGGUUUCUAUGCAUUUUGAUCGCCAUCGGCUGUUCGUAUUCAUACGGUCUUCUAUUCCCAGUGCUACUGCACGAAUUCAAAGAAGGAAAAGCCAAGACAGCUUGGGUUGGUUCUCUGGCGUAUGCAUGCAGCAGUCUAUUCGGACCAGUUGUAGGACUUCUUUGUGAUCGAUUCAACCACCGUACAGUUGGUAUUGCAGGGGGUAUUAUCUCUACCAUGGCCCUCCUUGCUACUUCGCAAGCUCCAAAUCUAACUCUGAUGUACUUCACGUUUGGCGUUGCGUUUGGCUUUGGAAAUUGCUGUAUCUUCUUUGUUGUGCUAACUAUAAUGCCCAAGUACUUCAUCAAAAGGCGCUCGUUAGCAACAGGGCUCGUUCUUAUGGGGUGUGGAGGGGGAUUAAUUGUAAUGAGCCCCAUCAUUCAGGCCUUGUUGACAGUGAGCUCAUGGAGAAUCACAUUUAUUGCCAUGGCAGGGAUGUUGUUCGUGACUUGCAUAUUGUCUUGUUCAUUCGACUCGAAGAUUGGGGACAACGAUAAGGACAGCACUGAUCAAGACAAGCAGCCGAACAAGUUGUGCCCUACGUUAGAUUUUUCAUAUCUGAGAAAUAAGCAGUUUGUUAUCCAUCUAAUUGGAAGUAUCACGUGUUUUUGCGGAAUCACAGUUCCUUUGGUUCACAUGGCAGAGUACUGUCAAGAACGUGGAAUUGACGCAAACCGCGCAUCUAUGAUGUAUUUUUGGAACGGAAUAGUGACAGUUAUUUUGAGGGCAUUAACGGGUUCCGUGUGCGACAGGAACAAACUGUAUCCAAGGCUAAUUAUGCAAGUGGCAGUUUUCGUUGCCGGAGCAACUACAAUCCUAACCACCUUAACGCAGUCGUACACCGAACUAUUGAUCUGUUUUGUCGCUUACGCUGUUGCCGACGGGGCUAUAGUCACUUCAAUGAACAUCUUGGCUUUGGCAGCACUUUCCCCAAAACAACGCUCUCAAGGAUUUGGAUUUUUCCAUUUCUGUAUUGCGUUCGCUUUAGCAGUGGGCCCCCCUUUCGGAGGUUUUCUUGCCGACUUCUCCGGAUCAUACUCCCUCACAUUCUAUGUAGCAGGAGCGUUCCACGUGUUAGCUGGUUGUAUUCUGCUCUUGUCACACUGUGUUUCAAGUCCCAAUGUCGCUCAGGAACACUCUAAGCAACUUUCACCACACGAGCAAUGUCUAAUUGUUGAUGUUGUAACAGUAUUAUGAGAUUUUGCCUAUAAACCGGUUGUAGUUUUAACCAAAGAGAGAAACUUUUAAGAAAAAAAAUUAU
Molecule: messenger RNA, 2756 nt
Organism: Pocillopora verrucosa
Lineage: Eukaryota; Metazoa; Cnidaria; Anthozoa; Scleractinia; Pocilloporidae
Source: RefSeq, a predicted model, not a curated record